Messenger RNA from Vicia faba (fava bean), 396 nucleotides. NCBI's taxonomy places the organism in Eukaryota, Viridiplantae, Streptophyta, Magnoliopsida, Fabales, Fabaceae. The record is from the annotation of a GenBank genome assembly.
AUGACUUAUCUGCACAAGGUAAUAUGUACCCGACUGCAAGAGCAAGGUCAUCUGAAAAAUAGUAAUGGAUCUAAAUAUGACGGGGUUAUUGACUAUGCUAAUAAGGUGUUUCAAAAUGAAGGCAUUUUAGGGUUUUAUCUCAGUUGUGCAACUAAUCUGUUAAGAACAACUCUAUCUGUUAUUAUUACAUUCACCAGUUACGAGGUUACUCCGUUAUGGUCCUCGUCAGAUGCACCAACGAUAUUUCCGCAUUUCCUCUUACUUUCGAAAUUGUCUACGGCGACAUCACUGACUUUUCCUCACUUCAUUCCGCCUUACCAGACUGCUCAGUCGUCUUCCAUGUUGCCACUCUUGUUGGGGCUUGGUUUUCUGAUCCCUCUAAAUUCAUCUCCGUAA